AAGAAAAGCUCGGGAGGGGGAGGUGUUUGUUUAGUUUGCCGGAAAUGUCCACUACUGAAGGUGGAAAGCGAAGUGACCGCAGCGUUCUCAAAGAAAGGCGUUCAAACGUCUAACAGGAAAUGGCGCAUUGUAGGCUGAUAGUUGGCUUUGCAGAGGGUGAAAGUCGGCGCUCGUGUGGUAAAAAGUUCACCGCUCACACGAAGCACGUCCUUCCCCCUCGUUUGGGGAGGGGCCCGAAGAAGGAGCCGCGUCCGUUCGCCUGGUGCACGCCGGGAGGAAGGGCCGGCGCACAAUGGUUUGGGGUCGGAGGCGAUUCAGAGGCGGCCCCAGAAGCGCCUCCAGAACAUAUAAGAAGGAAUGCUGGAGUAGGAUCAGAUGAAGGAGUGAUCAUUGGUGGCAGAUAAAUCAAGAAUUUAAGAUAUGCAGAUGAUACCAUGUUACUGAUAGAAAGCAGCAAUCAAUCGAUCGAUCAAUCAAUGGCAAUGAAUCCUGAUGAAAACUGAAGGAAAAAAUGCUGAACAUUAAGAAAACAGAAAUCAUGACCACAGAAGAAUUACAGAACUUUAAGGUUUCUGUGCUGACAGGCAUACCAGCCUUGUAAACAAAGUCGUAAAAUGGUGCGGACUAGGAGCAUGGAGGAAGAAGCACUGUGUGGCUUAUCAGUAGCGAUGUCCGAAGUACUAUCCAUAAGUCUUGUGACAUUGGCAAUGACACAUCUCAAGUAGCAUACCCUGAUAAUGGCAAUAGCCACUAGCUUGGGCAGCAGUCAUGCAGCUUACGACAGCCUUCUUUCAGGAGACGUAGUACAGAAGAUUAAAAGAGUGCAGGUUGGAGAAGGCUAUCCACAAAGCAACACACAUGUUUACACGUAAACAGCAAAGAAGUUAAGAUUCUGGCUCUGGUCCCGUGACUGUUUCAGAAGCCUCCUCAUCUACUACAGGAGUUUCCUGUUUGUAGUUGCAAAGAUACAGUUUUGCAGUUCAAGAACCCAAAUUGACUCAACAUUGGGCCAAGAAAAAAGAGCUCGCGGAACCUCUAAGGUUCUAAAUGUGAAAGUCCAUUUCAUUUUCUAUUUGAGUGAAAGUGUCUUUCUUAAGGAGCAUGAAAGAGAAAGCAACCUUGCAACCAGUGGUCCUGGGAUCAAGAUCUCUGUCCAGCAAAAUGAUUUGUCUCUCCUAACUAGCCAUCCUUCCUGCCUUCACAAAAGGAAACCAGAGACUGAUGACCCUUGAGACAGCAAGAUAUAUAAAAAUGAAUGCAGAUUUGUGUAUCUUUUGCUGGAUUCCUCUUGGUGUUAUAAGUGCAAUUAUGAUCAUUUCAUUACUGACAAAUAUUUCAUACUGCUUAAAAGAAAAGAAACGAAAAGGUAAAAUAUAUGAAAAUUACCAUGAAUAUGGCCCAAGCAAUGGUGAGGUUUACAAUGAAGAAUGUCCUGUUUAUGACAAUGUCAACCGCCGGCAUCAAGAGAUGCUAAAUGAAAGCUUCUACGAACAAAUGAGUGCCCACCCUCACACAUCCACCAAUGAAGUACAGCAAACAGCUGAGCGGCAGAUGUGCUAUGCUUCCCUGGAUCACAGUAUCAAAAGGAAACACAAAAAUCUUCAAAAAAAGAAAUAUCCUAAAGUAGGAAUGGAUCAAGACCAGCUUCCUAGGAGCUGCAUACCCUCAGAUGCCUGCAUUUAUCUCAACAGUGAACAGCUGAAUGCUGAGAAUAAAUUACCAGAAAAUGCUCCUCAGGAAGACCCUUUUGAAGUAUUUGGUUUUAUUCAUCCUACAUACAAUGCCAAAUUUUAAUAGGGACUUGGCUCACCCAAGCACUGUAUAGCUGAUAAAAUGGGUAUUCUUCUAGUUGUAAAAAACUACCUGGGCUUAGAACUUGGAAGUUUUGACUAAUUGACAAGGAAGGAUUCCAGAGACAACUGCAAGUUCAUCCUUUGUGCCAUUAUUAUGGAUGCAUUUGAAUGAUAUAUUUUGCUUCCAAGAGAUCCAUGUUAACUCCGUCUCACGUGAAGUACCAGCACCUAUGUUUUGGGCAUAUUUUCUCAGUGUUACAGACAUGGUGGCAGUCACUGUGCAGUUUAACAUGAACAAAGCUGCUCUGAGGAAAAAGCUGCUCAGGUUUCAUUUCUGAAGUUCCAGCUAUAGUUCAAACAGUUGAUCAAGGACACUACCUAAAAGGUGUGGUGGUGAAGGGCAUGAGGCUGGUCUCUUCCCAGGCUAGAUAAGGUGUUGUGUGAACAGAUACAUUUGCAUGAGUACCUGAACACGGCAGAGGACUCAUCACAAGGCUGCUUGAGACACUCCCCCGAACAGGGUCUCCCUGUGACAGAGUUUAUGCAAAGGAGGCAGGUUCAUAGAGGAAAUUACCUUGAAAUAGAGAAGUUUGUGUUAGUCUUGCACCAAGUUGUCCCCUAGUACAAACCAGAGUGCAGAUGAUGUGACUAGCACCAGAUUUGUAUGUCAGAGUGUCAGUGGGGCCUUAGGAACUUUAAUAUUUUAAUAUUGCAAUACUGGAUUUGGUUUGAAUACUGGAAUGACUAACAGUGUUUUAAUUCUAAAUGUAAAUUUUGUCCAUCCUGCUGCAGGUAAUGUUUGCUACAUUAUGUGUGUAGAAACACCAUGCAGAAUUUAAGGUUUAAUUAGAGAAUAAUGUAACAGCUUUGGUUCAUCUAAUUAACACUUGUUCAGCUAGCAAAUUUAAUGUCCACAUAUGUUUAGUUUCCUGCUGGUAAGGACUACUAGUGUCAAUCCCCAUAACUCAAAGAGUGUGUAAUGUCUUAUACAUCUGAAUUUAAUUGUCUGCAAAAGCAGCGGUAAAUGAGGUAUAAAAACAAAUCUCCAAGGAAGAAUUUGAUAUUCUUUUUGGUAUUUAAAUGAUUAGUAUUGUCUUUUACAAAACUGUUUCAUAAUCUAUUCUAGAUAAACCAAUAUUCCUUAUUAUUCCCCAGAUAUGCCCAUUUAGUCCCAUCCUGCCUUGUUAUAAAUUGACUUAACACAUUUAAUAGUCUACUACUGCAGCAGGAGUUUUUGGCAGAUGUUAUUGUCUGCCAACUGAAAUCAGUGGGUGACAUUUAAGUUUGAACUGUUGAAAAAUGAAGUCCGGUUAAUUUACUUGGAAUUACGGCUAAUGUGACCAUGUACUCCUAGUAGACUAACUCCAGGGCUUACCAGUAUGGCCUUAGUCUAAACUGCAUAUGUCAGAACCUUUCCCAUUCACUUAAUGGUAAAUAGAGAUGGCAUUUGAUCUAAUUUUUCACAAUAGCAAACAUCUAGUGCUAAAACGUUUAUGGAAAGUAACCCUCACCUAAUGAUCCAAUCCAGAAAAUUAAGUACUGACAUUGUUAUUAAUUCAUGCUUGAUCUGUAGAAUUACGUAAAUACCAGUGUGCAACCACUGGCCCACCUGGCAGCUCUUUGUUUGCCAAAUUGUGUGCUGCCAACUGUGCAUCCAUCAGUGAUUCAGGAUAAGUCUGCACUCAACUGAAAGCAGUGUAAAACUUUAGCCAGAGUUGUUUUAUUUGGGAGUCAAGUGCAAAUUUAAGACCAUAGCAGAAAUGACCUAUUGCUACAUCAAUAACAACAACGAUAGCAGUGAAAAAUCAUAUAGUUACUUUUUAUCUGCGCAUGAUCUAUACUGGGCCCUGGUGUUUACCUAAAGAAAUGAGGACAGGUCAACAGAGGAAGAGGGUGGAAACCAACUAACACUUAAGUCCCAAGAGGAGAAAUUUUCAAAUGCAACUGGAACUGACUAGAAUUGUAUAUAUGUAUGUCAGGUGGGAAGUUUCUGUAUAAUAAUUUCUAAUAAAAUGCUGGCAAAACA
Molecule: messenger RNA, 3819 nt
Organism: Varanus komodoensis (Komodo dragon)
Lineage: Eukaryota; Metazoa; Chordata; Lepidosauria; Squamata; Varanidae
Product: T-cell receptor-associated transmembrane adapter 1
Exons: 11
Coding region: 1222-1794 (190 amino acids)
Biological process (GO): negative regulation of receptor recycling; positive regulation of T cell receptor signaling pathway
Cellular component (GO): T cell receptor complex
Source: RefSeq, a predicted model, not a curated record